Molecule: messenger RNA, 4901 nt
Organism: Closterium sp. Naga37s-1
Lineage: Eukaryota; Viridiplantae; Streptophyta; Zygnematophyceae; Desmidiales; Closteriaceae
Source: the annotation of a GenBank genome assembly
AUGCAGUCAUUGCGAUCGCAGCAGCCGCACUCGACGGGGGGAAUGAUGGCGAAAUCGAUCCUCAUGGGCAACGACGUGCUAUCCGGCGCGCAGGACCCCCGUCUGCUCCUGCUGCAGUCCGUCCUCACCUCCUUCCUACGUCCGUCCUGCCGCAUUCUAUCGCAUCCCCCACCCCCCCACUUCCCUUUUGCACAUCACAGGACCCCCGCCUGCGCCUGCGCCUGCUACAAUCCCUGCUCGCAUCUUUCCUCCCCACCUUGCAGGGUGCGGGCGGCUGUGGGGGUGCUACGGGAACAGCACGUGCUGGCCGUGGAACCGGACCGAGACCUCUCAAAGACGCUGGAACCCCACUGGGCGGCGGACCCCCGGCUGCGCCUUCGCCUGCUGCAGUCCCUCCUCACCUCCUUCCUGCCCGCCUCGCCCAAGGAUCCCAUCGACAUGGGCAGGGACCCCCGGCUGCGCCUGCGCCUCCUGCAGUCCCUCCUGACCUCCUUCCUGCCGGCCGCGCCCAAGGAUCCCAUCGACAUGGGCAGGGUGCGGGCAGCGGUGGGGGUGCUGCGAGAGCAGCACGUGCUGGCCCUGGAACCGGACUGGGCGGCCGUGGGGAGUAAUAAUGAUCCCAGGAGGCGCGCUGUGGACGCGUGGUGCAGCAGGGUAUUCGCGCUAUUGGCGUCCCCGCUGCCAGCCAAUCGGUGGGCGGCAUGUGUGCUGGCAGGUGCCACGUGUGCAGAGAGCACAGCUCAGCGCGUGGUUGACACGUACGCCAAGUGGUGGGGGCGGCUCGCCGCCCUGCUGAAGGCGAAUAAGACAAAAGGAGGCGGAGGGGGGAGCGAGAAGAGCGCGCAACAGCAGCAGGAGGGGAAGGAGGAGGGGGAAGAGGAGGGGGAUGAAGAGGGGGAAGCGGAGGGAGAGGAGGGAGAGGAGGUGAAGGAGGGGAGGGGGAUUGGAAGAGGGAAGGAGAAGGAGAGGGGGGGUGGGAAGGGCAAGGAGGCCAUAGUACAGGAUACGAUGUUUGUGCGCGUGGCUGCUGCUGCUGCCCUUGCUGACCUUUUCUCAAGGCUGGCAACUUUGUCUCAUGUGCAGAGCGUGCGUAAGGAGGCUAGCACUCUGGCCAGCAAGCUUUGGCCGUUUCUGGCAGAGAUGAUGGGUGGCACUGAGAGCACGCAGGCAUGGAGCGUGUGCCUCUCGCUGCUCUCUCUUCUGCUCCGCUCCUUCCCGUCCAGCUUCAAGCAUCACGUGGCAGCGGUAUUCCUGCUGCAGUCUUCUGGUGCUGCUCCCCCGUGCCUCCGAUCUAAUAGUCGCAACCAUUAUUUCCCCUUCCCUCUCCCACUCCCCCGCCAGUCCUGCUGCAACCUGCUGGUGCUGCUCCCCCGGGCCUCCAACGAUCCCGCCCUCUGGUCGGCUUUCAUGCGUCGCCUGCUGCUCUCCACCCACGCCGACCUUGACACUCUGCUUUCCGGCUUCGAGGAUGGUGUGGAUGUGCUGCCAGGUGUGGAUGUGCUGCCAGGUGUGGGUGUGCUGCCAGGUGUGGAUGUGCUGCCAGGUGUGGAUGUGCUGCCAGGUGUGGGUGUGCUGCCAGGUGUGGGUGUGCUGCCAGGUGUGGAUGUGCUGCCAGGUGUGGGUGUGCUGCCAGGUGUGGAUGUGCUGCCAGGUGUGGGUGUGCUGCCAGGUGUGGGUGUGCUACCAGGUGUGGGUGUGCUGCCAGGUGUGGGUGUGCUGCCAGGUGUGGGUGUGCUGCCAGGUGUGGAUGUGCUGCCAGGUGUGGGUGUGCUGCCAGGUGUGGGUGUGCUGCCAGGUGUGGGUGUGCUGCCAGGUGUGGGUGUGCUGCCAGGUGUGGUUGUGCUGCCAGGUGUGGGUGUGCUGCCAGGUGUGGAUGUGCUGCCAGGUGUGGAUGUGCUGCCAGGUGUGGGUGUGCUGCCAGGUGUGGAUGUGCUGCCAGGUGUGGGUGUGCUGCCAGGUGUGGAUGUGCUGCCAGGUGUGGGUGUGCUGCCAGGUGUGGGUGUGCUGCCAGGUGUGGAUGUGCUGCCAGGUGUGGGUGUGCUGCCAGGUGUGGAUGUGCUGCCAGGUGUGGAUGUGCUGCCAGGUGUGGGUGUGCUGCCAGGUGUGGGUGUGCUGCCAGGUGUGGUUGUGCUGCCAGGUGUGGGUGUGCUGCCAGGUGUGGAUGUGCUGCCAGGUGUGGGUGUGCUGCCAGGUGUGGAUGUGCUGCCAGGUGUGGAUGUGCUGCCAGGUGUGGGUGUGCUGCCAGGUGUGGAUGUGCUGCCAGGUGUGGGUGUGCUGCCAGGUGUGGAUGUGCUGCCAGGUGUGGGUGUGCUGCCAGGUGUGGGUGUGCUGCCAGGUGUGGAUGUGCUGCCAGGUGUGGGUGUGCUGCCAGGUGUGGAUGUGCUGCCAGGUGUGGGUGUGCUGCCAGGUGUGGGUGUGCUACCAGGUGUGGGUGUACUGCCAGGUGUGGGUGUGCUGCCAGGUGUGGGUGUGCUGCCAGGUGUGGGUGUGCUGCCAGGUGUGGAUGUGCUGCCAGGUGUGGGUGUGCUGCCAGGUGUGGAUGUGCUGCCAGGUGUGGAUGUGCUGCCAGGUGUGGGUGUGCUGCCAGGUGUGGAUGUGCUGCCAGGUGUGGGUGUGCUGCCAGGUGUGGAUGUGCUGCCAGGUGUGGGUGUGCUGCCAGGUGUGGGUGUGCUGCCAGGUGUGGAUGUGCUGCCAGGUGUGGGUGUGCUGCCAGGUGUGGAUGUGCUGCCAGGUGUGGAUGUGCUGCCAGGUGUGGGUGUGCUGCCAGGUGUGGAUGUGCUGCCAGGUGUGGGUGUGCUGCCAGGUGUGGAUGUGCUGCCAGGUGUGGGUGUGCUGCCAGGUGUGGGUGUGCUACCAGGUGUGGGUGUGCUGCUAGGUGUGGGUGUGCUACCAGGUGUGGGUAUGGUGCCAGGUGUGGAUGUGCUGCCAGGUGUGGAUGUGCUGCCAGGUGUGGAUGUGCUGCCAGGUGUGGAUGUGCUGCCAGGUGUGGAUGUGCUGCCAGGUGUGGAAUCAGUGCGAUCCAAGGCCCUGGCAACGCUCCUGCACUCCAGGAGUGCAGCUCUGCCAGUGCCUCUGGUGCCGGAGCAUGCACACUGGAUUGCUGCUAACUGCACCAAGUACGACGAGCAGCAGGAAACAGGAGGGCAGGGACAGCAGGGGCAGCAGGGGCGGAACAAGCAAGGAGGGCAGACGUCGAACCUAAAUGCAAACGGCAGCGGCAGUGGCGCCGGCAGCAGCAGCGGUGGAGAUCCCGAGGCGGUGUUUCGGCGGGUGGUGCCCCGACUGCAUGCGCUGCUGCUCACGUGCCAGCUGGCGAUCACUCAGGGGUUCUCUGCUCCGGUCCCAGCGCCCCUCUCUGCCCUGCUCGCUCUCACCCAUCGACUUGUCUCAGCUGACGCAGUCCCAGCGCCCCUCUCCGCCCUUCUUUCUCUCGCCCAACGCCUUGUCCCAGCGCCCCUCUCCGCCCUGCUUGCUCUCGCCCACCGCCUUGUUUCGGCCGAUGCUGUAAUUCGACUCACCCAAGUGGAGGGCACAGGGAUGGUUAUCCCUCUCUCUCUCCUCGCUUCUGGAGGGAGAGGAGGGAGAGGAGGAGGAGGGGGAGGGGGAGGAGGGGAUGGUUUUGAUGCGGGGGAAGGGAUGGACGGCAUGGGCUCGGCGUUUUCUGCCGCCCGCCAGCUGGCGCUGUGUGUGGAGCUGCCGUCGCUGCAGUGUGCUGGGCUGAGGAUGAUGCUGGCCGCGCUGCAGGGCGUGCGGAACCACAUCCUGCCCCAUGCAGCCACCAUCUCUCACACACUCGUGUCGGCCUUUCGCCGGGCAGCAGCAGCAGGGGAGGACGCCACAGCACUCCCUUUCAAGGCGCUGCUGUACCGCACGGCCACUCAGUACCUCUAUGCUCUGGGCGCGGCCACUCAGUACCUCGAUGCGCUGGGCGCUGGUGAGUCGUCUGGGUAUGUCGGUGCUGCCACACAGUACCUCCCUCCUUUCCCUGGGCGCAGGUGGGUUCAGGUGCCAGCCUGCAUGAUGACACAGAUCGCCCCCAUAGUGGUGGGGCGGGGCAUCACAGACCUCAAGCAGGCCGUGCCGGCGCUCUUCUCCCCGACCAACCAGCGCUCGCCAGGUGGCAGCAUGGCAUUCGACGCCGCUCCCGGCGCUGCAGCAGGCAGCGGGAAGCUGGGCGGGGCGGGCAGUGGAGGGGGAGGGGGAGGGGCGGGGGGAGGUGCAACUGGGGUGGGUGUUAUCUCGGGCAGUCGGUGCCUGCAGACCGUUGAUCUUCAGAUCGCCAUUCUGGAGGCUCUGGAGGCGCUGCUGGUGGCGGUGAGUGUGUGGGUGGGGGGGAGUGAGUGCGGAGCGGGGGUGUGUAGCGGGGAGAGUGUGGCGGUGACUGUGUGCGGAGGGAGAGUAUGGUGGCCCCUUGCUACCGGAGCAUUGGUGCGUGGAGGUAGACACAGCACUCACAUGCACACAACUCACAUGCAUGCUUCUGUCUCCUCUCCACCCCUCUCCGUCCCUUCCUUCCUCCCUUGCCAGGGUGGCCCCUUGCUACCGGAGCAUUGGAGAAUGGAGGUAGACGCAGCACUCACCUGUACCGCUGCCAUCGCCCUCGGCACCGGCGGUUACGACUCCGGUUUCAACUCCACUCCCGGUUACAACUCCGGUUACAACUUCCCCAGCACGCACGCGCACAUGCCCUGGACGCCCGGGUCCGACCGUGCAAUCAGAUCGCUCCAGCUGGCAGCAUCUCGUGCGCUCCUGGCCUCCCUCCUAGCCCCGUGCAAGUACCGCCCACCAUACCUCGGUCAAGCGCUUAAGAUAUUCCGGCAGGGGAGGCAGCAACUGGGGACGGAGGUAGCUGCUUUCUGCUCCUUUGCUCUGCUGGCUCUCGAGCCGGUGUUGCAUCCCAG